AUAUAUGCAGACACAAACAUUCACGCGGUCUCAAAAGGCUCUGUAGAAUUUGAAAUGAGGUUCACAUUCUGGUUGGGUCCUCUUCUACUAGCCUCUGCUUUUAUUAUAUGUGCAGUGGCACCUCCUCCACCAUACCAAGGAUGUGAUUUUUCUCAAGGCAAAUGGGUCAUUGAUAAUGCCUCAUUCUACCCUCUCUAUGAUGCUUCAAGGGACUGUCCUUUCAUUGGGCAGGGAUUUGAUUGCUUAAGAAAUGGGAGGCCUGAUAUGGGGUAUCUCAAGUAUAGAUGGAAGCCCUCUAGUUGUGACCUUCCAAGGUUUGAUGGUAGGAAGUUCUUAGAGGAAAACAAAGGAAAGAAGAUAAUGUUUGUUGGGGACUCCAUAAGUAACAACAUGUGGCAAUCACUCACUUGUUUGCUUCACAUUGCAGUCCCAAACUCAAAUUACACCUUAACAAGUCCAACACAGGAACUUUCUGUAUUCUCAUUUCAGGAAUAUGGAACUUCCAUCAUGUGGUUGAAAAAUGGGUUUCUAGUAGAUUUGGUUCAUGAUAAAGAAAAAGGAAGAAUUUUAAAGUUAGACACCAUAAGCAGAGGGGACCAGUGGAAGGAAAUAGAUGUGUUGAUUUUCAAUACCUACCAUUGGUGGACUCACACAGGACAAUCUCAAACAUGGGAUUACUUUCAAGUGGGCAAUGAAAUAUUCAAGGACAUGGAUCACAUGGAAGCUUUCAAGAUUGGGCUAACCACUUGGGCUAAAUGGGUUGAUUCUAACAUUGAUCCUUCAAAGACUAGAGUCUUGUUUCAGGGAAUCGCUGCUUCCCAUGUUGAUGGAAAGGGAUGCCUAAGGCAAACUCAACCGGAGCAAGGAUCAAUGCUGCCAUAUAGUGGUGUGGACAUUGUAAAGAGUGUUCUAAGUAACAUGGCAAAGCCUGUACAAUUGCUUGACAUAACUGUGCUCACACAAUUGAGGAGGGACGGUCACCCAUCUAUCUACACAGGUCGUGGCACUUCUUUUGAUGAUUGUAGUCACUGGUGUCUUGCUGGUGUUCCUGAUACUUGGAAUGAAAUUUUAUAUGCUGCAAUGUUUGGAAAUUAGUAUUUUCAUAUAUUCUUUCUUAUUUGUUUCCUUUGAGGAAAUAAGACUCUCGUAUAUUUGAAUAUGAA
Abrus precatorius (Indian licorice) is the source of this 1163-nucleotide messenger RNA. RefSeq names its product protein trichome birefringence-like 42. Bases 55 to 1095 code for a protein of 346 amino acids. Gene Ontology annotation, molecular function: O-acetyltransferase activity. Gene Ontology annotation, cellular component: Golgi apparatus. The transcript has 5 exons. The record is from RefSeq and is a predicted model, not a curated record. NCBI's taxonomy places the organism in Eukaryota, Viridiplantae, Streptophyta, Magnoliopsida, Fabales, Fabaceae.